UGCACCUAGAACGCUGUACUCCCACGGUAGGAAUUUGCCUUCCUCACCUGCUUCUCAGGUUCGACGUAGUGACUUCCUCCAAAAUAAACUGGACCCCCGGGCCCGCCGGCCGCGCCACCGCUCCGUUACGGAGGCGCUUCACUUCCGGGUGUUCCCGGCGGUGGAGGCGACCACCGCACGAAAGACAAGCGAUCACAGACUCGGGACCGGUUAGCGCCAUGGGCAGCAGCUGCCGCAUCGAAUGCAUAUUCUUCAGCGAAUUCCACCCAACGCUGGGACCCAAAAUUACCUAUCAGGUGCCUUCCACACUCCCGGAACUGGACGAGGAGAGGGAUGCUCUCCGGAGCUCAGCUGCCUGCCUGGAGGGGUUGCGGGUCCCUGUGCUGCAUCCAGGUCCCUGAGGAUUUCAUCUCCCGAGAGCUGUUUGACACUGUCCAAGUGUACAUCAUCACCAAGCCUGAGUUACAGAACAAGCUUAUCACUCACAGCCAUGGAGAAGAAGCUGAUUGGCUGCCCCGUGUGCAUUGAACACAAGAAGUACAGCCGCAAUGCCCUCCUCUUCAACUUGGGCUUUGUGUGUGAUGCUCAGGCCAAGACUUGUGCCCUUGAACCCAUCGUUAAAAAGCUGGCCGGCUACUUGACCACACUAGAGCUUGAAAGCAGCUUUGUGUCCACAGAGGAGAGCAAGCAGAAGUUGGUGCCCAUCAUGACCAUCUUACUGGAAGAGCUAAAUGCCUCUGGACGGUGCACUCUUCCCAUCGAUGAAUCCAACACCAUCCACUUGAAGGUGAUUGAGCAGCGGCCUGACCCUCCUGUGGCUCAGGAAUAUGACGUGCCUGUCUUUACCAAGGACAAGGAGGAUUUCUUCAACUCUCAGUGGGACCUUACCACACAGCAGAUCCUCCCCUAUAUUGAUGGAUUCCGCCAUGUCCAGAAGAUCUCUGCUGAGGCAGACGUGGAGCUCAACCUGGUGCGCAUUGCCAUUCAGAACCUGCUGUACUACGGUGUUGUGACACUGGUAUCCAUCCUCCAGUACUCCAAUGUGUACUGCCCAACGCCAAAAGUCCAGGACCUGGUAGAUGACAAGUCCCUGCAGGAGGCAUGUCUGUCCUACGUCACCAAGCAAGGACACAAAAGGGCCAGUCUCCGAGAUGUCUUCCAGCUGUAUUGCAGCCUGAGCCCUGGCACCACUGUGCGGGACCUCAUCGGACGCCACCCCCAGCAGUUACAACAUGUUGAUGAAAGGAAGCUAAUCCAGUUUGGGCUGAUGAAGAACCUCAUCCGGAGACUACAGAAGUAUCCAGUCCGAGUGUCUCGGGAGGAACGGAGCCACCCUGCCCGGCUUUACACGGGCUGCCACAGCUAUGAUGAGAUCUGCUGCAAGACAGGCAUGAGCUACCAUGAACUGGAUGAGCGACUAGAAAAUGACCCCAACAUCAUCAUUUGCUGGAAGUGAGUCUGGCUGGCUGGAACAUAUCACUAUGGUUACUUACCCCUACUAAGCCCUCAUUAGCCCAUGGGGUCUAGACAAGUAGGCUAGUACAUAUGGCCUGGAGUGAUCCUUGGUUUUGUAAAUAAAGUCAUCUGUUUCAUCCUGUGGAAAA
Molecule: messenger RNA, 1604 nt
Organism: Cricetulus griseus (Chinese hamster)
Lineage: Eukaryota; Metazoa; Chordata; Mammalia; Rodentia; Cricetidae
Source: RefSeq, a predicted model, not a curated record